Messenger RNA from Lemur catta (Ring-tailed lemur), 13424 nucleotides. It is a transcript of the gene CSMD2, whose product is annotated as CUB and Sushi multiple domains 2. The transcript is spliced from 72 exons. The record is from RefSeq and is a predicted model, not a curated record. Lineage: Eukaryota; Metazoa; Chordata; Mammalia; Primates; Lemuridae.
AUGCCGCGCUCGCGGGGACGGGAGCAGGGGCGCUGCGGCUGCCCCGCGGGGAGGGCUCGCGGCGGAGCCGGGAUUUCGGCGCUCGUGCCGGGCGUAGGGAGCCGCUGGGGCCGCCCGCCGCCGCCAACGCCGCCGCCGCUUCUGCUGCUUCUGGGCUGGGGGCUGCUCAGCGCCUCGGCCGCAGCGGGCCAGAACUGCACGUUCCAACUGCAUGGCCCUAAUGGGACGGUUGAGAGCCCAGGGUUCCCGUAUGGCUACCCCAACUAUGCCAACUGCACAUGGACCAUCACGGCGGAGGACCAGCACCGGAUCCAGCUCGUGUUUCAGUCCUUUGCCCUGGAAGAGGACUUUGAUGUCCUGUCGGUGUUUGAUGGUCCACCCCAGCCGGAGAACCUGCGAACAAGGCUCACGGGCUUUCAGCUGCCGGCCACCAUCGUCAGCGCAGCCACCACCCUCUCUCUGCGUCUCAUCAGCGACUACGCGGUCAGCGCCCAGGGCUUCCACGCCAGCUAUGAAGUUCUCCCCAGUCACACGUGCGGGAACCCAGGGAGGCUGACCAAUGGUGUCCAGCAGGGCUCAACCUUCAACCUUGGCGACAAGGUCCGCUACAGCUGCAACCCCGGCUUCUUCCUGGAGGGCCAUGCCGUGCUCACCUGCCACGCUGGCUCCGAGAACAGUGCCACGUGGGACUUCCCCCUGCCCUCCUGCAGAGCGGACGAUGCCUGUGGCGGGACCCUGCGAGGCCAGAGUGGCAUCAUCUCCAGCCCCCACUUCCCCGCGGAGUACCAUAACAACGCCGACUGCACGUGGACCAUCCUGGCCGAGCUGGGAGACACCAUCGCCCUGGUCUUUAUUGACUUCCAGCUGGAGGAUGGUUACGACUUUCUGGAAGUCACGGGGACAGAAGGCUCCUCCCUCUGGUUCACUGGAGCCAGCCUCCCAGCCCCCGUCAUCAGCAGCAAGAACUGGCUGCGGCUGCACUUCACGUCGGACGGCAACCACCGGCAGCGCGGCUUCAGCGCGCAGUACCAAGUCAAGAAGCAAAUUGAGUUGAAGUCUCGAGGUGUGAAGCUGAUGCCCAGCAAAGACAACAGCCAGAAGACAUCUGUGUUAACUCAGGUUGGUGUAUCCCAAGGACAUAAUAUGUGUCCAGAUCCUGGCAUACCCGAAAGGGGCAAAAGACUAGGCUCGGAUUUCAGGUUAGGAUCCAGUGUCCAGUUUACCUGCAACGAGGGCUAUGACCUGCAAGGGUCCAAGCGGAUCACCUGUAUGAAAGUGAGCGACAUGUUUGCCGCCUGGAGCGACCACAGGCCAGUCUGCCGAGCCCGCAUGUGCGAUGCCCACCUUCGAGGCCCCUCGGGCAUCAUCACCUCCCCCAAUUUCCCCAUUCAGUAUGACAACAACGCACACUGUGUGUGGAUCAUCACAGCUCUCAACCCCGCCAAGGUGAUCAAGCUCGCCUUUGAGGAGUUUGAUUUGGAGAGGGGCUAUGACACCCUGACGGUCGGGGACGGUGGGCAGGAUGGGGACCAGAAGACGGUUCUGUACGUCCUGACAGGUACAUCGGUCCCAGAUCUCAUCGUCAGCACCAACCAUCAAAUGUGGCUCCUCUUCCAGACCGAUGGCAGCGGCAGCUCCCUGGGAUUCAAGGCUUCUUACGAAGAGAUCGAGCAGGGCAGUUGCGGUGACCCUGGCAUACCUGCCUAUGGCCGGAGGGAAGGCUCCCGGUUUCACCACGGUGACACGCUCAAGUUUGACUGCCAGCCUGCCUUUGAGCUGGUGGGGCAGAAGGCAAUCACGUGCCAAAAGAAUAACCAGUGGUCGGCUAAGAAGCCAGGCUGCGUGUUUUCCUGCUUCUUCAACUUCACCAGCCCAUCUGGGGUCGUCCUGUCUCCCAACUACCCAGAGGACUACGGCAACCACCUCCACUGCGUCUGGCUCAUCCUGGCCAGGCCCGAGAGCCGCAUCCACCUGGCCUUCAACGACAUCGACGUGGAGCCUCAGUUUGAUUUCCUGGUCAUCAAAGAUGGGGCCACCGCCGAGGCCCCGGUCCUGGGCACCUUCUCGGGAAACCAGCUCCCCUCCUCCAUCACAAGCAGCGGCCACGUGGCCCGCCUCGAGUUCCAGACUGACCACUCCACAGGGAAGAGGGGCUUCAACAUCACCUUCACCACCUUCCGACACAACGAGUGCCCGGAUCCUGGCGUUCCAGUGAACGGCAAACGGUUUGGUGACAGCCUCCAGCUGGGCAGCUCUAUCUCCUUCCUCUGUGACGAAGGCUUCCUGGGGACGCAGGGCUCAGAGACCAUCACCUGCAUCCUGAAGGAGGGCAGCGUGGUCUGGAACAGCGCCGUGCUGCGGUGUGAAGCUCCCUGCGGCGGGCACCUGACUUCCCCCAGCGGCACCAUCCUCUCCCCGGGCUGGCCCGGCUUCUACAAGGACGCCUUGAGCUGUGCCUGGGUGAUCGAAGCCCAGCCCGGCUACCCCAUCAAAAUCACCUUCGACAGAUUUAAAACCGAGGUCAACUACGACACCCUGGAAGUACGAGACGGGCGGACGUACUCAGCGCCCUUGAUAGGGGUUUACCAUGGGACCCAGGUCCCCCAGUUCCUCAUCAGCACCAGCAACUACCUCUACCUCCUCUUCUCCACCGACAAGAGUCACUCAGACAUCGGCUUCCAGCUCCGCUACGAGACUAUAACACUGCAGUCGGACCACUGUCUGGAUCCAGGGAUCCCCGUAAAUGGGCAGCGGCACGGGAAUGACUUCUACGUGGGCGCUCUGGUGACCUUCAGUUGCGACUCGGGCUACACGUUAAGUGACGGGGAGCCCUUGGAGUGUGAGCCCAACUUCCAGUGGAGCCGGGCCCUGCCCAGCUGUGAAGCUCUCUGUGGUGGCUUCAUUCAAGGUUCCAGUGGGACCAUCUUGUCACCAGGGUUCCCUGACUUCUACCCCAACAACUUGAACUGCACCUGGAUUAUCGAAACAUCACAUGGCAAGGGGGUGUUCUUUACUUUCCACACCUUCCACCUGGAGAGUGGCCACGACUACCUCCUCAUCACCGAGAACGGCAGCUUCACCCAGCCCCUGAGGCAGCUGACUGGCUCGCGGCUGCCGGCUCCCAUCAGCGCCGGGCUCUACGGCAACUUCACCGCGCAGGUCCGCUUCAUCUCUGACUUCUCCAUGUCGUACGAAGGAUUCAACAUCACCUUCUCAGAGUAUGACCUGGAGCCCUGCGAGGAGCCCGAGGUCCCGGCCUACAGCAUCCGGAAGGGCUUGCAGUUCGGCGUGGGCGACACCCUGACCUUCUCCUGCUUCCCCGGGUACCGUCUGGAGGGCACCGCCCGUAUCACGUGCCUGGGGGGCAGACGGCGCCUGUGGAGCUCGCCUCUGCCAAGGUGUGUUGCUGAGUGUGGGAAUUCAGUCACAGGCACUCAGGGUACUUUGCUGUCCCCCAACUUUCCUGUGAACUACAAUAACAAUCACGAAUGCAUCUACUCCAUCCAGACCCAGCCAGGGAAGGGGAUUCAGCUGAAAGCCAAGGCUUUCGAACUCUCGGAAGGAGAUGUCCUCAAGGUUUAUGACGGCAACAACAACUCGGCCCGCUUACUGGGUGUGUUCAGCCACUCUGAGAUGUUGGGGGUCACUUUGAACAGCACAUCCAGCAGUCUGUGGCUUGAUUUCAUCACUGACGCUGAAAACACCAGCAAGGGCUUUGAACUGCAGUUUUCCAGUUUUGAACUCAUCAAAUGUGAGGACCCAGGAACCCCCCAGUUUGGCUACAAGGUUCAUGAUGGAGGUCAUUUUGCAGGGAGCUCUGUGUCCUUCAGCUGUGACCCUGGAUACAGCCUUCGGGGCAGCGAGGAGCUGCUGUGUCUGAGUGGGGAGCGCAGGACCUGGGACCGGCCUCUGCCCACCUGUGUCGCUGAGUGUGGAGGGACAGUGAGAGGAGAGGUGUCGGGGCAGGUGCUGUCACCCGGGUAUCCAGCUCCCUACGAACACAAUCUCAACUGCAUCUGGAUCAUCGAGGCAGAUGCCGGCUGCACCAUUGGGCUCCACUUCCUGGUGUUCGACACGGAGGAGGUCCACGACGUGCUGCGCAUCUGGGACGGGCCCGUGGAGAGCGGGGUUCUGCUGAAGGAGCUGAGCGGCCCGGCCCUGCCGAAGGACCUGCACAGUACCUUCAACUCGGUCGUUCUGCAGUUCAGCACCGACUUCUUCACCAGCAAGCAGGGCUUCGCCAUUCAGUUCUCAGUGUCCACAGCAACGUCCUGCAAUGACCCUGGUGUCCCGCAGAAUGGGAGCCGGAGUGGUGACAGUUGGGAAGCUGGUGACUCAACGGUGUUCCAGUGUGACCCUGGCUAUACCCUGCAGGGAAGUGCAGAGAUCAGCUGUGUGAAGAUCGAGAACAGGUUCUUCUGGCAGCCCAGCCCGCCAACGUGCAUCGCUCCCUGCGGGGGAGACCUGACCGGACCCUCGGGAGUCAUCCUGUCGCCCAACUACCCAGAGCCCUACCCACCAGGCAAGGAGUGUGACUGGAAAGUGACCGUCUCGCCGGACUACGUCAUCGCCCUGGUAUUUAACAUCUUUAACUUGGAGCCUGGCUAUGACUUCCUCCAUAUCUACGAUGGACGGGACUCUCUCAGCCCUCUCAUAGGAAGCUUCUAUGGCUCCCAGCUCCCAAGCCGCAUUGAAAGCAGCAGCAACAGCCUCUUCCUCGCCUUCCGCAGUGACGCAUCUGUGAGCAAUGCCGGCUUCGUCAUUGACUACACAGAAAACCCGCGGGAGUCAUGUUUUGAUCCUGGUUCCAUCAAGAACGGCACGCGAGUGGGGUCCGACCUGAAGCUGGGCUCCUCCAUCACCUACUACUGCCAUGGGGGCUAUGAAGUUGAGGGCUCCUCCACCCUGAGCUGCGUCCUGGGGCCUGACGGGAAGCCCGUGUGGAACAAUGCCCGCCCAGUCUGCACAGCCCCCUGUGGGGGACAGUACGUGGGUUCAGAUGGAGUGGUCUUGUCCCCCAACUACCCUCAGAACUACACCAGUGGACAGAUCUGCUUGUACUUUGUCACCGUGCCCAAGGACUAUGUGGUGUUCGGCCAGUUCGCCUUCUUCCACACGGCCCUCAACGACGUGGUGGAGGUGCACGACGGCCACAGCCAGCACUCCCGGCUGCUCAGCUCCCUCUCGGGCUCCCACACAGGAGAAUCACUGCCCUUGGCCACCUCCAAUCAAGUUCUCAUCAAGUUCAGUGCCAAAGGCCAAGUCCCAGCCAGAGGUUUCCACUUUGUCUACCAAGCGGUGCCCCGAACCAGCGCCACGCAGUGCAGCUCUGUGCCGGAACCCCGCUAUGGCAAGAGGCUGGGCAGUGACUUCUCGGUGGGGGCCGUCGUCCGCUUCGAAUGCAACUCCGGCUAUGCCCUGCAGGGGUCCCCAGAAAUCGAGUGUCUCCCGGUGCCUGGGGCCCUGGCCCAGUGGAACGUCUCCGCACCCACGUGUGUGGUGCCGUGUGGCGGCAACCUCACGGAGCGCAGGGGCACCAUCCUGUCCCCCGGCUUCCCAGAGCCGUACCUCAACAGCCUCAACUGCGUGUGGAAGAUCAUGGUCCCCGAAGGCGCUGGCAUCCAGAUUCAGGUCAUCAGUUUUGUCACAGAACAGAACUGGGACUCCCUGGAAGUGUUUGACGGUGCAGAUAACACUGUAACCAUGCUGGGGAGUUUCUCAGGAACAACCGUGCCUGCCCUUCUGAACAGUACCUCCAACCAGCUCUACCUUCACUUCUACUCAGACAUCAGCGUCUCUGCAGCCGGCUUCCACUUGGAGUACAAAACGGUGGGCCUGAGCAGUUGUCCAGAACCUGCUGUGCCCAGCAACGGGGUGAAGACUGGUGAGCGCUACUUGGUGAACGACGUGGUCUCUUUCCAGUGUGAGCCGGGAUACGCCCUCCAGGGCCACGCCCACAUCUCCUGCAUGCCCGGAACCGUGCGGCGCUGGAACUACCCUCCUCCGCUCUGUAUUGCGCAGUGUGGGGGAACAGUGGAAGAGCUGGAGGGAGUGAUCCUGAGCCCGGGCUUCCCAGGCAACUACCCCAGUAACAUGGACUGCGCCUGGACGAUAGCACUGCCCGUGGGCUUUGGAGCUCACAUCCAGUUCCUGAACUUCUCCACCGAGCCCAACCAUGACUUCAUAGAGAUCCGGAACGGGCCCUACGAGACCAGCCGCAUGAUGGGAAGAUUCAGUGGGAGCGAGCUCCCUGGCUCCCUGCUGUCCACGUCCCACGAGACCACUGUGUAUUUCCACAGCGACCACUCCCAGAACCGGCCAGGAUUCAAGCUGGAGUAUCAGGCCUAUGAACUUCAAGAGUGCCCAGACCCAGAGCCCUUUGCCAAUGGCAUUGUGAGGGGAGCUGGCUACAAUGUGGGACAGUCAGUGACCUUCGAGUGCCUCCCAGGAUAUCAACUGAUCGGCCACCCUGUCCUCACCUGUCAACAUGGCACCAACCGGAACUGGGACCACCCCCUGCCCAGGUGUGAAGUCCCCUGUGGCGGGAAUGUCACCUCUUCCAAUGGCACUGUGUACUCCCCGGGGUUCCCCAGCCCAUACUCCAGCUCCCAGGACUGUGUCUGGUUGAUCACCGUGCCCAUUGGCCAUGGCAUCCGUCUCAACCUCAGCCUGCUGCAGACAGAGCCCUCCGGAGACUUCAUCACCGUCUGGGAUGGGCCACAACAGACGGCUCCACGGCUCGGAAUCUUCACCCGGAGCUUGGCCAAGAAGACGUUGCACAGCUCAUCCAACCAGGUCCUGCUCAAGUUCCAUCGCGAUGCAGCCACAGGAGGCAUCUUCGCCAUAGCCUUCUCCGCUUAUCCACUCACCAAAUGCCCUCCUCCCACCAUCCUCCCCAAUGCCGAAGUCGUCACAGAGAAUGAAGAAUUCAACAUAGGUGACAUCGUACGCUACAGAUGCCUCCCUGGGUUUACCUUAGUGGGGAAUGAAAUCCUAACCUGCAAGCUUGGAACCUACCUGCAGUUUGAAGGCCCACCGCCAAUAUGUGAAGUGCACUGCCCAACAAAUGAGCUUCUGACAGACUCCACGGGUGUGAUCCUGAGCCAGAGCUACCCCGGAAGCUACCCCCAGUUCCAGACCUGCUCUUGGCUGGUGAGAGUGGAGCCCGAAUAUAACAUCACCCUCACAGUGGAGUACUUCCUCAGUGAGAAGCAGUAUGAUGAGUUUGAGAUCUUUGAUGGGCCCUCAGGACAAAGUCCUCUGCUGAAAGCCCUCAGUGGGAAUUACUCAGCUCCCCUGGCGGUCACCAGCUCGAGCAACUCCGUGUACCUGCGCUGGUCGUCUGAUCACGCUUACAAUCGGAAGGGCUUUAAGAUUCGGUAUUCAGCUCCCUACUGCAGCCUGCCCAGGGCUCCCCUCCACGGCUUCAUCCUGGGCCAGACCAGCACCCAGCCCGGCGGUUCCAUCCACUUUGUCUGCAACACUGGCUACCGCUUGGUGGGACACAGCAUGGCCAUCUGUACCCGGCACCCUCAGGGCUACCACCUGUGGAGCGAGGCCAUUCCUCUCUGUCAAGCUCUUUCCUGUGGGCUUCCUGAGGCCCCCAAGAACGGAAUGGUGUUUGGCAAGGAGUACACAGUGGGAACCAAGGCUGUGUACAGCUGCAGUGAAGGCUACCACCUCCAGGAAGGCGCUGAGGCCACUGCGGAGUGUCUGGACUCAGGCCUGUGGAGCAACCACAAUGUCCCUCCGAAGUGUGUCCCUGUGGCCUGUCCCGAUGUCAGCAGCAUUGGCGUGGAGCAUGGCCGAUGGAGGCUCAUCUUUGAGACACAGUACCAGUUCCAGGCCCAGCUGAUGCUGGUCUGUGACCCUGGCUACUACUACACUGGCCAGAGGGUCAUCCGCUGUCAGGCCAAUGGCAAAUGGAGCCUCGGGGACUCUAUGCCCACCUGCCAAAUCAUCUCCUGUGGAGAGCUCCCCAUCCCCCCCAACGGGCACCGCAUCGGGACCCUGUCUGUCUACGGGGCGACAGGCAUCUUCUCCUGCAACUCCGGAUACACGCUGGUGGGCUCCAGGGUGCGGGAGUGCAUGGCCAACGGGCUCUGGAGUGGCUCUGAAGUCCGCUGCCUGGAGACAGAAACUAAACUGUACCUCGUCUUUUGUAAGCUCGGGUUUGAUUGACUCUCCCCCCCCACAAUCCCCACCAAAGCUGGACACUGCGGGACUCCUGAGCCUAUUGUCAAUGGACACAUCAACGGGGAGAACUACAACUACCGCGGCAGCGUGGUGUACCAGUGCAACGCCGGCUUCCGGCUGAUCGGCAUGUCCGUGCGCAUCUGCCAGCAGGAUCACCACUGGUCGGGCAAGACCCCUUUCUGUGUGCCAAUCACCUGUGGACACCCAGGCAACCCUAUCAAUGGCCUCACUCAGGGAAACCAGUUCAACCUCAACGAUGUGGUCAAGUUUGUUUGCAACCCUGGAUAUGUGGCUGAGGGGGCUGCUAGGUCCCAGUGCCUGGCCAGCGGGCAGUGGAGCGACACGCUGCCCACCUGCAGAAUCAUCAACUGCACAGACCCCGGACACCAAGAAAACAGCAUUCGUCAAGUCCACGCCAGCGGGCCGCGUGGGUUCAGCUACGGCACCACUGUGUCCUUCCAGUGCAACCGCGGCUUCUACCUCCUGGGCACCCCGGGGCUCAGCUGCCAGGGAGAUGGCACGUGGGACCGUCCCCGCCCCCAGUGUCUCUUGGUGUCCUGUGGCCACCCGGGCUCCCCUCCUCAUUCCCAGAUGUCCGGAGACAGCUUUACCGUGGGUGCGGUCGUGCGUUACAGCUGCACCGGCAAGCGGACUCUGGUGGGAAACGCCACCCGUAUGUGUGGGCUGGAUGGACACUGGACUGGCUCCCUCCCCCACUGCUCAGGAACCAGCGUGGGAGUUUGUGGUGACCCGGGGAUCCCGGCCCACGGCAUCCGACUGGGGGAGAGCUUUGAUCCAGGCAGUCUGAUGCGCUUCAGCUGCGAAGCCGGCCACGUGCUCCGGGGAUCCUCAGAGCGAACUUGUCAAGCCAAUGGCUCGUGGAGCGGCUCGCAGCCUGAGUGUGGAGUGAUCUCUUGUGGGAACCCCGGGACGCCAAGCAAUGCCCGAGUCGUGUUCAGCGACGGCCUGGUCUUCUCCAGCUCCAUCGUCUACGAGUGUCGGGAAGGCUACUACGCCACGGGCCUGCUCAGCCGUCACUGCUCAGUCAAUGGCACCUGGACAGGCAGUGACCCCGAGUGCAUAGUCAUAAACUGUGGGGACCCUGGGAUUCCAGCCAAUGGCCUCCGGCUGGGCAAUGACUUCAGGUACAACAAAACUGUGACCUAUCAGUGUGUCCCUGGCUACAUGAUGGAAUCACAUAGGGUAUCUGUGCUGAGCUGCACCAAGGACCGAACAUGGAAUGGUACCAAGCCCAUCUGCAAAGCUAUCAUGUGCAUGCCACCGCAGCUCGUCCCCAAUGCGAAAGUGGUGGGGUCUGACUUCACGUGGGGCUCCAGCGUGACCUACGCCUGCCUGGAGGGGUACCAGCUCUCCCUGCCCGCGGUGCUCACCUGCGAGGGAAACGGAUCCUGGACCGGAGAGCUGCCUCAGUGUUUCCCUGUGUUCUGCGGAGACCCUGGUGUCCCAGCCCAUGGGAGGAGAGAGGACCGAGGCUUCUCCUACAGGUCGUCUGUCUCCUUCUCCUGCCAUCCCCCGCUGGUGCUGGUGGGCUCUCCCCGCAGGUUUUGCCAGUCGGACGGGACGUGGAGCGGCACUCAGCCCAGCUGCAUAGAUCCGACGCUGACCAUGUGUGCAGACCCUGGCGUACCGCAGUUUGGGAUUCAGAACAAUUCCCAGGGCUACCAGGUCGGAAGCACAGUGCUGUUCCGUUGUCAGAAAGGUUACCUGCUUCAGGGCUCCACCACCAGGACCUGCCUCCCCAACCUGACCUGGAGUGGAACCCCGCCCGACUGUGUCCCCCACCACUGCAGGCAGCCAGAGACGCCAACCCAUGCCAACGUCGGGGCCCUGGACCUGCCCUCCAUGGGCUACACACUCAUCUACACCUGCCAGGAGGGUUUCUCCCUCAAGGGGGGCUCCGAGCACCGCACCUGCAAGGCGGACGGCAGCUGGACAGGCAAGCCGCCCAUCUGCCUGGUGGUCCGGCCCAGUGGGAGACCCGUCAACACUGCCCGGGAGCCGCCACUCACGCAAGCCUCGAUUCCUGGGGAUGUUUUUGCCAAGAAUUCACUGUGGAAAGGGGCCUAUGAGUACCAGGGGAAGAAGCAGCCAGCCAUGCUCAGAGUGACUGGUUUCCAGGUGGCCAACAGCAAGGUCAACGCCACCAUGAUUGACCACAGUGGUGUGGAGCUGCACUUGGCUGGAAUUUACAAGAAAGAAGAUUUCCAUCUCCUGCUCCAGGUUUACCAGAUUACAGGGCCUGCGGAGAUCUUUGUGAACAAGUUCAAAGAUGAUCACUGGGCUUUAGAUGGGCACGUCUCCUCGGAGUCCUCCGGAGGCACCUUCAUCUACCAAGGCUCCGUCAAGGGCCAAGGCUUUGGGCAGUUCGGCUUUCAAAGACUUGACCUCAGGCUGUUGGAGUCCGACCCCGAGUCCAUCGGCCGCCACUUUGCUUCCAACAGCAGCUCCGUGGCAGCCGCCAUCCUGGUGCCUUUCAUUGCCCUCAUCAUCGCGGGCUUCGUGCUCUAUCUCUACAAGCACAGGAGAAGACCCAAAGUCCCGUUCAAUGGCUAUGCUGGCCACGAGAACACCAAUGUUCGGGCCACGUUCGAGAACCCAAUGUAUGACCGCAACAUCCAGCCCACAGACAUCAUGGCCAGCGAGGCGGAGUUCACAGUCAGCACAGUGUGUACCGCGGUAUAGCCACCCGGCCCGGCCGCCUCCACCGCCACCGAGAGCCCCGCCUCCAGCAGCUGCUCCCCCGGGGCAGGACGCAGGCCCCCCGAGCACAGCGCCCGGCGCCCAUCUCCGUCUGUCUCCACCCAUGUCCGCUACUGCUGGGACUCGCGCCCUUGCCCUGCCACCAUCUGUGCCCACCGCCCUGGAGGGGCCUCCCAUGUGCCCUGACUUGCUGCAGAUGGAGGAAGGACGUCCAUGGAUUUGGAAGAGCAGAGCGACCUGCGACCUGUGGGUGUGCAUGUGUGUGCAUGGGCCUGAGCACACACAGUCACACACGCCUCUCCUUCCUUCUCGUCCCGUGGAAGAGACCACGAAGGCUUCGGACAGAGGAGUGUGUGUGACAGAUGCCAUGUGCCCUGCUCCCCACAAACGCCGAGGAGAGACGAAGACAGGGAGGCAGAGUGCUCUGGCAGCCACCACGCCCCCCGCCCGCCCCGCGUGCAAGGACACAGCGACUGGACCCGUAGGACACGUCCCAUGUGGUCAGUGUGCAGGAACCAGCCAUCUGUUGAUGGACUGUCCCAUCUUCACAGUGACAGCAAGGAUUACCCCAAGGGCAGGAAAUAAGUCUUCAGAAAUAGUUCGGAAAGCAAUUUCUUCAUUUUUUUUUCCAAACAUAAUUUUAUUGUGUUCUAAGCCCAGUGGAUUAAAAAGUCAUUUGGGUCCAAGGCAGCACUGGGAAGGAAGGGCAGGUUGUUGGGGUGGGGUGGGGACAGGGCAGGAGUCUAGCCGGGAGCCCAGGAUCAAGUCUGGCUGUCGGUGACAAGGAGAAGAGAAAACAAGUUUAUGGCCCAGAUGGAGAGGCCAGGUCUGGAGACGGCAGGGGGUGCUGGGAAGGACAGGGGAGAAAGUCAGCCCCGGGACCCGAAAGUGACGGCCACCGUGCACUGGGCUUCUUCUCUGUGCCUGACAUCCACCUACGUUAUUUCCAGUCCAUACAUCACCAAAACAUAGGGCCUAUUAUUCCCAUUUUCUAGAUAAGAACACAGAAGCCCAGCAGGGUGAGGAGACAUGAACCACAGAGGUAGUGUGGACUCAGAAGACAAGCCCAGGUUGGUCUGACCCAAAGUCCAGCACACCAGCAGCCGGAAAGCCCAGUUUAAAGGGCGCCCAGGACAGGCAGAAGCAGAUUAAUCUACUAUGGCCAGGUCUGGCAGGCCAGGCAGGGGACCCAUGUGUUCUGUCUGGGAUCUGCUCUCUGCACCCGGCAGCAGCAGGGCAAGGACCCGGCACCCCAGGCCUCCUGCAGCUGGCGCUGGCCCCUGGGCUCCCAGCAGCCCCUGACCAUAGCAGACAAAGGGCCAGGCAGCUCCUGAAUCUAAGGAAUGGAGUGACUGCGAGUCACACUCGCCAGCUCCUUGCAGGUGGCUUAGAUUUAUUUUGACAGCUUCAUUGUGCUUGGGUCAGUAAUAAAUUCCACGUGGGUAUUGUUGGGAAGCUAACCAGUUUAGGAAUCAAAGUAUGGCAUUUAGAGCCACUCCCUCUGUCCUCAGGAAGGUCCCCAUGGGCUUAGGCACCUGUGCAUGUGUGACAUGCUGGCCUCAGAUGUUCAUGUCACAGAUUGAAAUAACAAAUAGAAAUGUGGGAGUGGAGGGGCAGGGACACUUGGUUCUUAAGCAAAUUCUGGGUUGGAACAAUUCAAGCUCUGACUGAUGUUAAGGUUGGCUGGAGUAAAGUGAGAAGUGUCCAUUUCUGGCAGAUACAAUGGAGGCUGGCAAUGGCAGGACCCCACCCCUGGCGCACCCCACUGGGACCUGGCACCCCAGGCCUGGCGGGAGAGGACGGAUGCAGAUUAACAAACACGCUCAUCUCUUUCUUCCCCUGGGAGCAAAGGCAGGAAGCUCUUUGACCGCUGUCUUCCCCUUCUUAACCCUCCUCUUACACCACCCAGUGGACUCCUGCCCCAGCCCUGCCUCCACCCCGUCCCCUGUGUCUCCUUGUAAAGUCCCACGAGAUGCCCAAGGAGCACCUGCUGGUGGGGCACCGGCCCCCUGCUGUGUGUCACCCUCUCCACCUGGCGUUUUCUCGCCCCUCCAGCGGCUUGGAAGGGAACAGGGCAGACCAGGCUCUGUCCCCCACCAUUCACACACACACCCACCACCAUCCCAAGAGGAAAAAAAAAGUAAAACAAACACAAAAAUUAAAAAAAAAAAUCUUUUGUACAGAGAUAUAUUUUUAUUAUACAAAGUUUGUACAGUACCAAAAAAGAAAGAAAAAAGGUGUAAAUUUUUUUUCAUUAUUGUAGGUAAAUGGUAGUGGAAGCCUUUUUUGUAAAUGUAAUAAAAUGUAUAAAUAUGGUUUUCAGAAAACAUCGAGUGCUGUAAAUAUGUAAUCUACACACCUUCCUGGCUUGUCUGCAGUAUAUACAUUUAAUUUAUCUGUCUCUGUAUAUGAGGCUUCCCCCCCCUGGGGUCCUGCAUUAUGGUACUUUCCUGAAUUUGAAAGCAAUUUUAAAUUUUUUGAAUUCAAAUAAAAUAUAAAUUUUUGCA